UGGUGAUGCUGGGAUCGCAUCUUACCUACAUUACCCUCAUCUCAUUCACUCAGGCAGCUACGUUCAAGCCAAGACGACGUACCCGGCUUCGCCUCUUGGAGCUCUGAUCCAGUCGCCACCUCACCACCACCACCACCAUCAUCAUCAUCAUCAUCUCUUCCAAGUUGAGAGCGGAAUCGAGAAGCUAAGUUUACCACUAGGAGUGCACACAGGAGAUUGUGUCAUGAAACAGGAUUUGUUUAUGGGAGGACCUCUCCAGAUUGAACGAAACAUGCCACAGGCGAACAACGACUCAUUCCAAGAACAGAAAUCGAUUUCUCUAUGUGCGGGAUGCGACCAUCCCAUUCUGGAUAGGUUCAUACUGAAAGUGGUUGAUCGAGCCUGGCAUGCAAAGUGUCUGCGUUGUGUUGACUGCAACGCUCAGCUCACUGACCGGUGCUUUUCCAGGGACGGCGGAGUCUUCUGCAAGGAAGAUUUUUUCAAGCGAUUCGGCACCAAGUGCUCCUCGUGUGAGAAGGGGAUCGCCCCGACUGAGAUCGUCCGAAGAGCUCUCGACAACGUCUACCACCUCCAUUGCUUCUGUUGCAUCAUCUGCACACGACAACUAUCUACCGGAGACGAAUUCUUCCUCAUGACGGAUAACAAACUAGUCUGCAAACAAGACUACGAGGCGGCUAAAGCAAGAGGGAUUUGCCGAGAUCCACAAGUGCAUCUCAGUCAAGAACUCGAGAUGGAUAACAGCAACAAGCGCCCCCGCACGACAAUCACAGCCAAACAACUGGAGACCUUGAAGACGGCCUACUCGAACAGUCCGAAGCCAGCGAGACACGUACGCGAACAACUCGCUCAAGAAACUGGCCUCGAUAUGAGAGUUGUCCAGGUCUGGUUCCAAAACCGUCGGGCGAAGGAGAAGCGACUCAAGAAAGACGCCAACCGCCAGCGGUGGGGUCACUACUUCCGGAACAUCAAAAGGGUCAACGAGGCGAGUAGUCCGGCCAGUGGUCCUGAACCCCUUGCGUCACCGGUCAAGCUGGAACCAUCCGAUCUGGACGAUACAACCGUCUUUGACGGUGAGCUGGCUUUUGAAGAGGAUCACUCACCAAGCAUGCCUGACCAUGGAGCCCCGUUUCCGAACGAACGACAUCAACAUGGACCACCCGGCGUACCCGUCUCUAGCCCGUACAUGAAUCACUGCGAAUCGUUCCUCUCUCCCCCACCAACCGCCCCGUCAGUGUCCAGUGGUUACCCUGUUAACAACCCCUCUCCAACCCUACCCGUGCAACUUUCCCCGAAUCACCACACCAACGGCAUCGGUAUGCCGGGAAUUCCCUUCUCCGAAGCCGCCGGCAUCCCGGGGAUCAUGAGCGCCGCCAGCCAUGGCUUGGGAGAAGCUAUGCGUGCCGUCGUCAACCCAGGAGGUGAUAUGGGCGUGGUGACCCCUCCCCCUCCACCAGGAAGUUUUCACGAGGAGUUCCCCCACCCCCACCCCGGUCCUUGGUUAGAGCAUCAUCCCCACCCCCAUCCACAGUCCCAUCCUCACCCCCACCCACAUCCGCUCCCACAUCAGUAUUAAAAGAACGGUAUCAACAUCUGUGAACGACUGGACGCGCUCCAAGACGAGCGUGAAUGAACUCUGAUCACGUGGUUGCUGAAUGAAUAUGCAUGAUAUGCAAAUUGACCACACUCUUUGAUAAUGUGGAUGAUUGAGCUCUGAUGGACUUCACGAAAUAGCUGCAUGGACUUUGUAAGAAUGGCGGCGGGAACAAUUUGUUGAUUGUUUCCAGUAGGCUCUGAUGAUCGAUUGUGACGACCUUUCGAUUAAUAUUGUUAUCAAACAUUGUAUCAUAUAGCGUGCAAUUUGUCAAUGAAUUAAUCACAUAAAAUAUAUAAUUUUAAGUAAAUGAUUUUCUUGUGAUGUGAUGUUUUGCAAUGCCAUCAACUUCAGUUUGCCAUGUGUUUGUUAUGUAUGAAUUAUGUUAUGAUUAAUCUAUUUCACUAUAUUUGCAAUUGAGUUGGACAGAAUGUUGUCAUCUCCUCCCUGAGUCUAACAAAAUAUAAUUCCAGUUAAUAUUGACCACAUUACUUGCCGUGCUAUGCAAUUCAUCCAGAAUGUACAAAUCAACUCAUUUCUAUUGUAAAAUCGUUUUUCAAAACUGUGCAAUUUUUCUUUUUCCAAGAAGCAUUAUACAACCACGGGGCUAUGCAAUAUGUGCUAUACAAAUUUCGACAAAUACGGGCAUUGUUCUCAUUAUGCCAGGCUCUGAUUUUUUUUCAAAUAAAGAUAUUAUAUAGCAAUUUUUUUUCAUUCAUGAUAUAACUUGGCAUGUAACCUGAUAUUUCAAAUCAUUCUUCAGUAUAUUAAGAAUGUACAUCGAGGUAAAUUUAUGAGCCACAGUGACGUAAUUUGAUGCAUAACUAUGCAGACUUCUAGCAUUGUUCGGGGAUGUGGCUAAAGUCCCGAAUUUUAAAGAAAAUAAAUUAAACAUGUUAAAUUAUAGCCUUCUUUUCACAUAACGUACAAAAUCAACAUAAUUAUGUCAUAUCAGUUUUAAAGAGCAUCACCUCGGGACCUGAACAACUCUGGUACAACUAUUUCCCAGGAUGCAAUAUUUUGUUCAUCUAGUCUUCUGAUUCACACCCAUUAGAAUAAUUCAGAAUAAUUAAGAAUCCUCUGGUAAGCUCUACAACGUCCAUAAAACAAUAUAAUCCGAGAAGAAACCAGAUUCAGUAUGCUUCCCAAAAUUAAUGUUUUCGAAAAAUAUAAAAGUGACCAUCAUUUUCUCUAAAAACUGAAAAUAUAUUUCCUAUUGUUUUAUGAUAAGGUGUGUAUCAAGACUAUCAUAAAGCACGUGAGCCCAUGUCAGGUGGUUUCACUGUGUGUUGAUAUUCAUGGAAGACAGUUCCCAUAUUCAAAACAAAUCAACAAAUUCACUACCAAAACAAGUAACCAUUGUUGAAAACAGCGAGAAUUCUCCCAGUUUUCAUUCCAUUGUAGUUGAAAGAGUAACAUCAAAGUCGCUCGUUCAUAAGUCAUUCUGGCAUUGUAUACAGUACAUUUCAAUAUCGCAUUUUUUUUGUUAGCAUGAUGGUAAGACAUCAUCGCAAUUAGUGCAAUCACAGAAUGUUUAAUUCGGUUCAAAUUAUUUGGCUUACAAUAGAUUGAAUAUUCAGGACAUGUGCAGUAGUCACCAAUGACAGUACUUAAUGAAAGUAGAUCAUUCCAAAUUUUUUACCUGUAUUUCGUUUAAUUGCAAUAGCAGCAAAUCCAUUCCAUAAUUCGAUUUUCGAUAAGAGUCGUUGUCCACAAGUCAUGUACUUUAUUUGUCAAACAUGUACAUUGUUUGAGGAACGUCAGGAUCUUGAAACAUUCCACGGGCAUUUCAUGGACAAUGAGUCAGUGAUUUUUCACUGACAACUGUUAUAAGCUACCGCAAAUCCUUGCCUCUGAUUGGCUGAUGGGAAAAAGGUCAGUGAAAAAUCAAUGACACCAUUUUUUAUGAAACGCUUCACAGAGAAACACGUGCAAUACUUCGCAAUUGGAUAAUCCUCACAAGUGUCAUGAUUUGAACAUUAUUUCUGUAUCUUUAUUGUUGUUUUGAACAGUCAAGAAUUUUCAGCAGAAAAGUCAACUCUGCAAUUAUGUUCGGCAAGCACAUAAUUCAAGUUUAAUGAUUUUUUAUAUGUCUGUAUUGUUCAUUGAAGGAAUUUAUGUUGGAAAGAUGACUUAACAUGUCACAGAAAUGCCGAAUUUUGUUUGGCCUAUCAACACAUGGAGAAUCGAUGAAAUUUUUCUUUCUUAUUCAGGAAAUGAUGUUAUUUUCAAAACCUUUUCUGGAUUCUUUUCUUUUCUUUUGAGAUGGAGUCUGCUAAUUUGAGGUUAAAUUUUGAGUAUAGUUAUUACAUGUGCAGGGUUUUUUUUUCUUAGGAGAGAGAUUUUAAAUUUCACACUUUCAAGGUUUGGUCCCCCCGAUCUACAACAAAAUGACCCCGGUUUACCGAAGUGGAUUUUCGACAUUUCGCGUUGAAAUGAUUACGUCUUUACAUUUUCAACAACUUUAUUUAUUUGUGUAUUUUACGAGCACUUUCUUGCCCACGUGUGCGGUUUCGUUACUACUUUGUUCGUUUACGUUUCGCAAUAUGUAUCCACGGAAGCAUAUACCUGAUUGCGUAUUAUUUAUUGAUCAAUUCAAAUAAAAAUGUUAACAGAGAAA
Lytechinus variegatus (green sea urchin) is the source of this 4211-nucleotide messenger RNA. Its product is annotated as LIM/homeobox protein Lhx4-like. Gene Ontology annotation, cellular component: nucleus. The transcript is spliced from 7 exons. Gene Ontology annotation, biological process: neuron differentiation; regulation of transcription by RNA polymerase II. Gene Ontology annotation, molecular function: DNA-binding transcription factor activity, RNA polymerase II-specific; RNA polymerase II transcription regulatory region sequence-specific DNA binding. The record is from RefSeq and is a predicted model, not a curated record. Bases 224 to 1573 code for a protein of 449 amino acids. NCBI's taxonomy places the organism in Eukaryota, Metazoa, Echinodermata, Echinoidea, Temnopleuroida, Toxopneustidae.